AAGCAUCGUGGUUUCUAGUUUGGCUGGUUUUCCCUAUUAGUGUUGGCUUUUUAUUCUUGAUUUGCAAGAGCUCUCUGUAUAGGAGCCCUCUCUGACGAUGGCGUUUUGUCCAUUUUCGAUGCGUUGAAAUCCUCACAGGCACACGUCUACGGAGCCCCGGGACCCAGAUGAUGAGCGGCACGUCCUGCUUGGUGCUCAGGUUCUGCAACCCGGCACUCGGCGGAUGCGUGCAGGAGCCGACUGAACCAGGCCUGCGCCAGGAACCCGCAUCCCGCGUGCCAUCGACUUGGGAGCCCUAGCGCUACCCGCAGUACAAAGGAUUAGAACGCGCCCUCCCGCUCACACGCCGCCGGAGCCACGGUUGGAGAACCGUAGAGCCAGCCGGCAGGCGCGGCCGACCGGAGGAAGGACGCCGAGCGCUCGGCAUUCUGGGGCCGGAAGUGGGGCGCACGCUGCAGGCUGGCAGUCAUGGCGGCGGCGCGGAGUCGUAAGCGGCGCCUGGCAGAGUUGACUGUAGACGAGUUUCUGGCCUCGGGCUUUGAUUCUGAGUCCGAAUCCGAGUCUGAAGGAGCCCCCGAAACCGAGACGCAGCCAGCGCGCGGAGCCGCGCGGAGCCCAGACGAGCCAAGCGGGAACCCCUCGGCCAGCCGGCGUAAAGGUUGUGCCUCUGAGCACAAGGACCAGCUUUCUCGGCUGAAGCUCAGAGACCCGGAGUUCUACAAGUUCCUGCAGGAGAACGACCAGAGCUUGCUGAACUUCAGCGAUUCGGACAGCUCUGAGGACGAAUGGCAGCAGCCCCACUCCCUGCCAGAAACGCUGGAGGAAACAAGUGAGGAGGGAGAUGAGGAUGAGGAUGGGGUCUCCAGAGGGCUGAAGGGGAAGAAGAGGGAUUCUGCUCCUGUGACCCUUGCCAUGGUUGAGAGAUGGAAGCAGGCGUCAAAACAGCACCUUACUCCAAGGCUGUUCCAUGAGGUUGUGCAGGCGCUCCGAGCAGCCGUGGCCACCGCCCAAGGGGACCAGGAAGGUGCUGAGGCCAGCAAGUUCCAGGUCACAGACAGUGCUGUGUUCAAUGCCCUGGUCUCCUUCUGCAUCCGAGACCUCCUUGGCUGCCUCCAGAAGCUGCUGUUUGGAAAAGCCCCAAAGGGCAGCAGCAGGGUACAGCAGCCGUCCAGCAGCCCGCUGUGGGGGAAGCUCCGGCUGGAUGUGAAGGCUUACCUGGGCUCCGUCAUACAGCUGGUGGCCUGCGUGGCAGAGACGACAGUCGCAGCAGCCCUCCUCCAGCACGUGGGCAACUCCGUGCCCUACUUCCUGACCUUUCCUAGGCAGUGCCGCAUGCUGCUCAAGAGGAUGGUGACCCUGUGGAGCACAGGCGAGGAGACGCUACGUGUGUUGGCCUUCCUGGUCCUCACCAGAGUGUGCCGGCACAAGAAGGACACCUUCCUGAGCCCUGUCCUCAAGCAAAUGUACAUCACGUAUGUGAGGAAUUGCAAGUUCACCUCCCCCAGCGCCCUGCCCCUCAUCAACUUCAUGCAGCGGACCCUGACCGAGCUGCUGGCCCUGGACACAGGGGUCGCUUACCAGCACGCCUUCCUGUACAUCCGACAGCUUGCCGUGCAUCUGCGCAACGCCAUGACCACCCGCAGGAAGGAGACAUACCAGUCUGUGUACAACUGGCAGUUCGUGCACUGCCUCCGCCUGUGGUGCCACGUCCUCAGCACCGUGUGUCCCAGCGAAGCCCUGCAGCCCUUGAUCUACCCCCUGUCCCAGGUUGUCAUUGGCUGCAUCAAGUUGGUCCCCACCGCCCGCUACUACCCGCUGCGCAUGCACUGCGUUCGCGCCCUGACGCUGCUCUCGGAGCGCACGGGUGUCUUCAUCCCAGUGCUGCCCUUCAUCCUGGAGGUUUUCCAGCAGGUUGACUUCAAUAGGAGGCCCGGACGCAUGAGCUCCAAGCCCAUCAAUUUUGCUGUGGUCCUGAAGUUGUCCAAGGUCAACCUGCAGGAGAAGGCCUACCGGGACGGCCUGCUGGAGCAGCUGUACGACCUCACCCUGGAGUACCUGCACAGCCAGGCCCAUACCAUUGCGUUCCCGGAACUGGCACUGCCCGCUGUUCUACAGCUCAAGUCCUUCCUCCGGGAGUGCAAGGUGGCCAACUACUGCCGGCAGAUGCGCCAGCUGCUGGAGAAGGUGCAGGAGAACGCCGACCACAUUUGCAGCCGGCGCCAGAGGGCCUCCUUCGGUGUGUCCAGCCAGCAGGCAGUGGAUGCCUGGGAAAAGCAGACACGAGAAGAGGGGACUCCACUCACCAAGUACUAUAGCCAGUGGCGGAAACUACGGGACCGAGAGAUCCAGCUGGAGAUCAGCGGCAAAGAACGGCUGGAAGAUCUGGACUUCCCUGAGAUAAAGCGGCAGAAGCUGGGGGACAAGAAGAAUGAGGACAGGGUGGAAUUCAAGGAUCUGUUUGACCUGGACAGUGACGAGGAUGACACCGUGGACUUCUCAGGGAGAGGUACGCCUGGGUCCUCUGGAGCUCAGCAAAGGGCAGAGGACGAGGAUGAGGAUGGCAACAGUAGCAGUGGAGAAGGCAGCCGCUUGGAGGAUGGAGGCCCAGACGCGGAGGCGGGGCUGCUCCCCCUGGAGCUGUGGCUGCUGGCCCAGGGGCCGGAGGAUGAGCUGCAGGAUUUGCAGCUCUCGGAGGAGGACUGAGGCCCCGCGGGCCUGUGGGGGACUGAUUGCUGUGUUCCUGUCUUGCCAGCAGUCGGCCAUGGGCCUGCAGCUUCCUGGCGUGGCCGGCAUUGAGCCCAGAAGCCCUGAGGUCAGCACCGUGCAGGGGGAGGACGGGAGAUGGUGGCGGGGCUUUAUUUUUACAACAAAAUGACCAGAAAGUACCAAGCGCUGUGCUGAUCCCUGAAGUGGUGGCCUUGGGGUCGAAACUUGUAUGUGGAGCCGCCCACCACUGCCCCAGAGUGGCAGGUCCCGAGAGGUCUUUGACCUCUUGCCUGAUGUCAGGACGCCGAAAACCUCCCAGCAGCCCCAGCUUGAGCCAGGAGCACAGCCUGGGCUCGUAUGGCCUUUCGUCUUUGGUGUGCAGAGCCCCCCAGCCGUCUGCGUCGGGUUCCAUAGCCACCCCGAGUCUUUGGAAACACGUUCCUUUCCUCUUAA
Rhinolophus ferrumequinum (greater horseshoe bat) is the source of this 3159-nucleotide messenger RNA. It is a transcript of the gene NOC2L, whose product is annotated as NOC2 like nucleolar associated transcriptional repressor. The record is from RefSeq and is a predicted model, not a curated record. NCBI's taxonomy places the organism in Eukaryota, Metazoa, Chordata, Mammalia, Chiroptera, Rhinolophidae. Gene Ontology annotation, molecular function: transcription corepressor activity; histone binding. Gene Ontology annotation, biological process: negative regulation of transcription by RNA polymerase II; ribosomal large subunit biogenesis. The coding region runs from base 469 to 2703 and encodes 744 amino acids. The transcript has 20 exons. Gene Ontology annotation, cellular component: Noc2p-Noc3p complex; nucleoplasm; Noc1p-Noc2p complex.